Messenger RNA from Pelmatolapia mariae (spotted tilapia), 1934 nucleotides. RefSeq names its product phospholipid phosphatase 3-like. Gene Ontology annotation, biological process: signal transduction; phospholipid dephosphorylation; phospholipid metabolic process. The coding region runs from base 127 to 1131 and encodes 334 amino acids. Gene Ontology annotation, cellular component: plasma membrane. The transcript has 7 exons. NCBI's taxonomy places the organism in Eukaryota, Metazoa, Chordata, Actinopteri, Cichliformes, Cichlidae. Gene Ontology annotation, molecular function: phosphatidate phosphatase activity. The record is from RefSeq and is a predicted model, not a curated record.
AGCUGACAGGGAGAGAGAGAGAGUGAGAGAGAUUUUAUCAACUAGUUGUUUCGCAAACCAUGCAUAUCUUUAAGCUGACGGAGGCACUUCAGCGAGUCUGAACGAGCCCUGCAGACUGACACCAAUAUGAGUAAAACAUUUCUCCACUUUGACAGCGAAGAAACACGUCACCACGCGCUCCAGAGCGCCGGUGUGCCCGUCUCCAGCGCGGACCUCCAGCUUAAACUGACGGAAAACAAGAGCGGCCUGGGGAUGGAGAACGGCACUGGGAAGAAACUCAUAGAGAUAAAUGGACCGGCUUUAUCCAAAAGAAAACUUCUGGUCGGCUUAGACCUGCUCUGCCUCUUUCUUGUUUCCAUCCCUUUAUUUGCAUGUGAGCUAAAAAUACUGAGUCCUUACAGAAGAGGCUUCAUUUGUGGUGACCCCAGCAUCACGUAUCCUUACCUGCACAGAGAAGCCAUACCAGAUGAAUUGCUCAUCACAGGUGGCAUCAUCAUCACCGGCCUCACUAUUGCUCUCGGGGAGUGUUAUCGGGUGCGUUUCCACGGUGUCAGCUCGAAGGCCUUUGUGAGGAACGUAUACGUUUCGUGCCUGUACAAGGAGCUGGGGUGCUUCCUGUUUGGAUGUUUUGUCUGCCAAUCACUGACCAACAUGGCCAAGCUCAGCGUGGGACGGCUGCGACCGCACUUCCUGUCAGUGUGCGGCAUUACCUAUGCAUCACUCAACUGCACACCUGGGACCUACAUUGAAACAGUGACUUGUCGCCAGCCUGACCAAAAGUUAGAGGAGGAAGCCAGAAAGUCCUUUUUCUCGGGCCAUGCUUCUUUUGCAAUGUACACAAUGCUCUAUUUAGCUUUUUACCUGCAGGCACGGCUGACGUGGCGUGGAGCUCGGCUGCUGAGACCCGUGCUGCAGUUUUUCUUGAUUAUGUUGGCAAUCUACACAGGCCUGACCCGUAUCUCAGACUACAGGCACCACCCGUCUGAUGUACUAACAGGCUACAUACAGGGAGCUCUCACUGCCUACUGGGUGGCCUUCCACAUCUCGGCUAUGUUUAAAAGCUCCAGUUCAGUUCUCUCUCCGACCGAGACCCCUGACAGCCCCCUGUCACCCCACCAUACUGUUUGCUAAACCUCAUUCCCACUUACCGCUGCAUCUGCCUGCAUCCACCUGCUGCCUGAAGACUGAUUUGGACAGACAAGAGAUCUGAAGAAUGCAAGACCAUUUCCUGUGAAAUCAAACUACAAACCUCAGUAUUCUGACAGAGUGAGGGGAGAAAAGGAAAGCAGACCUUAUGAAAUACUGUCAAAGCAAGUACUCUAUGAACUAAGAGACAGGAAGAGAGAAGGAGUCUAAAACUAUGCAAGUUCCUCUGUCUUUGUUGUGUGUCGAGUAAGCACUCAACAUUUUGUCCUUGAAACUGACAUUAGCUUCACAUGUAACACUUACCUGUGAGAUGAGACUACAAACAAGACUGAACGCAGAAGAACCACUAUCACGCCACAUGUCACUUGUAAAUAUAUAGUUUUUUUACAAUUCAAAAACUGUAAAAGCACUUUUUUUUAAUCUCCAUGAUAGUGUUAAUAAUCUACAAUCUACACUCUACAAUGACUUAGUAUGUAGCAUGUAAAAUAUUUCAUACAAAAGUUAAUUAUUUUGUGUAGUUUAUUUAUCCACCCACUGAAUGUUGUUGAAGGAAAGCACAAAUAGCAAAAAAGCAACUCAUUUAAAAGGUUUGCAUCAGGUGAUUUCAUUGGAUGCAUCCGUCCAUCUCUGUGUUAUGUAAGUGAGAGGACUCCUAACAGGAUCUUUGUUUAUGGAAAAGGAUGGAUGCCACUAGUUCUCAGACUUUAUAAAGUUAUGAAUGCUUGUAGAUAACUUACCAGUCCAUGAGAGCACAGAUCAUUAAAAAUAAAAGCAAUUGUUUUUUUUUA